AUGGCAAGCACCGUUAGCUGGCACAAGGUCCGACUGUCUUGGCAGCCGCCAAGUGCCGUCGCCCGGAGUGCCACAUCACUCUCUGGUAGACCAGUCUUUGAGGCUCCCGGUCUUGUGUCUGGCUUGCCUGGCGAAGGUAACAUUGUUUACUACCGUCUUCGGUUCGCCGCUCUGCCGUCCAUCACUGAAAAGGGGUCUUUCGCUGCCACCGACCCGAGGGCUGAUGCCGGCGGUGACUCGAAUAUGCCGAGGCGACGUCAGCCCGUAAGCAUGCUGAUGCCGGUCCCAGCGAGCCGGUUCACUGAGAGUCGCAUUGAGCCGAGUCACACGAGUGUCCUAAUAGCCAACUUGUCGCAGGCCACUGUUUAUCACUUUCGGCUUGCUGCGGUCACUUUAGCCGGCGUCGGUCUGGAAGCCAUUGCGGAGGCAAGGACGAAAGAGUUUGGUACGUCGAUUUGUCUCGAUAGAACCCCAAUCUCACCAUCUUCCUACGUCGAUUCUCAUGUUCUCGCUCGUUUCCUAACUUCUAUUGCCCUACAUGCAAAUCAAACUAAUUCAUACCUCAUUUUAGUCCCGGGUUCUCCCCAAAAUCUCACUGUCAUAGUCACUGGAUCUGAUCAAUUGACGGUAACUUGGCUACCACCUGGUGACCUUGAUGAGAUGCCAGUCAAGCUAACUCAGGGGAUUCACAUCGCCUACUAUGAAGUGAAGUGGAGGGCAACUGACGAUCAGGUUUGUCGCUGA
This is a messenger RNA of Protopolystoma xenopodis, 744 nucleotides long. NCBI's taxonomy places the organism in Eukaryota, Metazoa, Platyhelminthes, Monogenea, Polystomatidea, Polystomatidae. The record is from the annotation of a GenBank genome assembly.